Trifolium pratense (red clover) is the source of this 1230-nucleotide messenger RNA. Its product is annotated as F-box protein At4g22280-like. Bases 151 to 1230 code for a protein of 359 amino acids. The transcript has 3 exons. NCBI's taxonomy places the organism in Eukaryota, Viridiplantae, Streptophyta, Magnoliopsida, Fabales, Fabaceae. The record is from RefSeq and is a predicted model, not a curated record. Gene Ontology annotation, molecular function: protein binding.
GUAAUAAAACUGCAUUGGGAACACACAUAAUUCUCAAGAAAAGCAAGGGUCUACACAGUACAAAUUGUCUCAAUCAUUCUCAAUCGUUUAUCGUUUCCAAUUUUAGUUGAUACUCCAAAUCUGAAGUUUUGCUUUUUGUUUGAGAAGAUAAUGAAGAGAGGAAGGAAUGAGCAUAUCAUAGAAAAGAAUAAUGAAGACAGACUCAGUGCUUUGUCUGAUGAUGUUUUACAUCACAUACUCUCCUUUAACAAUGCCAAACAAGCUGUUCAAUCUUGUAUACUCUCAACAAGAUGGAAAAUUCUUUGGAAGACUCUUCCUACCCUAACUUUGAAACUCUCAAGCCAUUCACUAACCUCGUAUUGCUCUUCUGAAACUCUCGAGCGUUUCACCAAAUUUGUCAUUGCAAUUUUGUCUCAACGCGAUGUUGCAGCCCCAUUGCUUGUUCUCGAUCUUGACUGUGACGAUAGCAUUGAUCUAAAACUACUUAAAAUGAUUUUGACGUAUGCCUUUAUGCAUAAUGUCCAGCGAUUACUAAUUGAUGUCAAAUGUCAAAUUGAAAAAUUUCCACCUUCCUUCUUUUCAUGUCAAACUUUAAGGUCUCUUAACCUUUAUGUUAAUCGUCAAAGAACAUUAUAUCCUAAUUCUUUGAAUUUGCCGGCAUUAACCAACUUGUCUCUACAGAGCUUGAUCUUUUGUGUCAACAAUGAUGGUCGUGGUGAUCCUUUUUCGACACUAAAGAGAUUGAAUAGUUUGAUCAUUAACGAUUGUCUAGUUAGUGAUAAUCAAAGCCUCUCAAUUUCGAGUGUCACACUUGCCAAUUUAUCAAUUAGUGGUAACAUGAAAUUUCAGUUAUCUACUCCAAGUCUUUGUACCUUUGAUUAUUCAGGUACUCCACUUCAGAAACUCUGUGGGACUAUGAACAAUCUCUCUUCAGUCAAACAUGUAACUAUAUAUGUGCCUAAUAACAAAUUAUCAAAAGGUGAGAACACACCUUUUAUUCUACUCAAUUGGCUGAUUGAGCUUGCUAAUAUCGAAUCAUUGGCAGUUUCUCUGCAUACUCUGAAGGUGCUCUCCUUAGUUCCUGAUUUAUUCAACGCUGAGUUCUCUUCCUUGUAUAACCUGAAGUCACUGAAAGUAACAUAUUUACCUUCUUCAUCCAUAGCUAAAGAAGUAGUGGACUUUUUGCUUCAAAAUGCACCGUUAGCAAAGGUUACAUCUUACCUUGAUUAA